Messenger RNA from Bacidia gigantensis, 3084 nucleotides. RefSeq lists its product as uncharacterized. NCBI's taxonomy places the organism in Eukaryota, Fungi, Ascomycota, Lecanoromycetes, Lecanorales, Ramalinaceae. Bases 1 to 3084 code for a protein of 1027 amino acids. The transcript is spliced from 4 exons. The record is from RefSeq and is a predicted model, not a curated record.
AUGCGCCUUAUCGAGCGGAAAGGCGACGGCAGCUACUGCCUGAUCCAUGAUAUGUACAGCAACAUUCCUCCGUAUGCCAUACUCUCUCAUACUUGGAUGAACGACGGCGAGGAGGUGAGCUUCAGAGAUCUGUCACAUGAGCCUGAUACCGCUAGGAAUAAGGAUGGCUACAAGAAAAUUCGGUUCUGCGGAGAACAGGCCGCAAAGGACGGGCUGCACUUUUUCUGGGUUGACACCUGUUGUAUCGACAAAUCAAGUAGUACCGAGCUCACAGAGGCCAUUAACUCUAUGUUUCAGUGGUAUAACGAGGCGGCCAAAUGCUACGUUUAUUUAUCGGAUCUUCCAUUUUCGGGAUGGGAAUUAACAUUUCCUACAUGUAAAUGGUUCACGCGAGGCUGGACGCUCCAAGAGCUUAUUGCACCGGCAUCAGUUGAGUUCUUCUCUUCGGAGGGCCAACUGUUGGGUGACAAAAGAUCCUUGGAGUCGGAAAUUCAUGCAAUCACAAUGAUUGAUGUCAGUGCCAUUCAGGGAGAGCCUUUAUCAAAGUUCAGCGUUGAGGAGCGAAUGUCAUGGGCUGCGGAGCGGAACACUAAGCGCAAAGAGGACAAGGCAUAUUGUCUACUGGGUAUCUUUGGUGUUCAUAUGCCACUCAUCUAUGGUGAAGGAGACCAUGCUUUUGAUCGGCUUAAUGAGGCGAUAAGAAAGCGUUCCGAGGGACUUCACGAUGGAUUGGAAAAACCCUCUGUCGGCAGUCCUAAGGUUCAAAUCCGUCUGCGCUCCAAGAGGAUAUGGCUACCAUUGUUCACGGUGAUAGUCAUCCUGGGAACUGUCCUUGGAGGCCGAUUUGGAUCGAGACACAGAAGUAGAAGCCCUUCGGACUCAUCGGCUACAUCUCGGCGUAAUAUUGCCGCCCUUUCUUGGGCUUGGGGCCCUGUCAACAACACGCGCGUUUAUUUCCAAGACAACACAGGACAAAUAAUUGAGGCUGCAAGUUCCGCUCUCGAUACUGCAUGGGAUCUCCGUAAGAUUGGCGUCAGUGCGAAGAAUCAUACUCCUCUCGCGGCAGCAGUUUCACGCCCGGAUUUCCCUUUAGAGAUCAGUGUACUCUAUCUCGACGACAAUAACAUUGUACACGACUUUGGCUACAGCUUUUCGACGAAUGAAUGGGGUUCGGGAUCUCUGUCAAAUGCAAGAUAUACCGCAAUGCCGAAUUCGAGCUUGACGGCAAUAUAUAACCAAUGCCGGUUGUGUGCUAAUACCACGAUCGUUGCUUUUCAAGCCGAGAACGGUUUUGUCCAGAUCGGCAAUCUUACAUCUGAAGGCUGGAGUUUAACACAAUUAGGUCUCUCCCUUGAUGCAGAAGUCGGAACAGGACUUGCUUUACAACCAUUCUACCACGAAAACACAGAAGAUCAAAUAAACCUCUACUAUCAGAAGGCGAAUCUCUCUCUGAGCUUGGCAAGCUGGAAACCAGCCCUUCUAAACAAUGGAGUUGACAGUUGGUCCUUGACCGAACAGCUUUACAGUACUAUCCCUUCUGGCUCACCUAUUGCGGCUGCCUCCUCUUACUCCAACGUUUCUACCGGCUUUGAAUCCUGGAUCGAAGUGUUGUGCCUUUCUAGCCAGGGAGUUCAAGCCAAUACGUGGGUGGGAGUGCAGGAUAAUUGGUUGCAAACAAUGUUACCCUUAGUGAUGGGAAAUUCGUCGGUUAACCCGAAGAGCUAUGGAGACGUAGCCGUCACCGCCACUGGAAACGCAUUUGGCGUCAUUAUGCAGGAUGGGCAAGCAGAUAUGAUUGAGAAUUGCGACCAGAAUCGGCAGCAGAAGAUCCGGGGCCACACCAGGGCUCCUACAUAUCCAGAUGAUAAAUAUCGACAGAAGGCAAGCGAGACGACCCCAGCAGGAUCGUGCAUUAACAGCAACAAAGAUGCUAGCAACAAUCAGCCUUUCCGACCGAUUUUUCUUCAUCACCUAUCUAUAGACCAGACUGAUGUCCCGAGCGAGAUGACUCCAGUGGUAUUAUGGACUAACACCGACAUGGAUACUAGUGGCGAUCAAGACGUCUGUGGCGAUCAAGGCGCUGAUGGCGAUCGAGAUAUUGAUGACAAUCAAAACGCCCGUGAAGACCAAGCUUCUCAGCCAAUUUCUAUCGAUCGGUCGUCCGUAGACGAGGUUGAUAUACCCAUACCGAUCGAUGACCAAUAUGAAGACGUUGAUGGUGGAGCUCCUUCUGGAUCCGAAUAUGAGGCAGAAGGGGACCAGACUUCCGGCCUAGCUCGGUCUCACGGGAAAACUGUCGUUGUGCUUAGGUGUGGAACUGUGAAGCUUAUCGCACCAUCGCGCCAUAUGCUCUUAAGCUUCCGGCUUAGUAUCAGGAUGGCACAGCAGAUCUUAGGGUUAAGUAAGGAACUGACGAUUCAUUUCUCCCUCGAGGAGAUCGACCUCCGUGUUGAUGACCAUGUGGUCUAUAGGAAACCAAUUGAACGGCUGCUAGCGUCAGUAAGAGGAGCGGAAUGGCUGGUCCAGAUUGUGCAUGAACUAGAAGCCCUUCAAGGAAAGCCUGCCCCAGAGGAUGACUCAGAAUGGAAAUCCCCAGGAGACCAGCUUACACUAUUACCGUAUCAUAGCCGUCUUGGGACUGGCUGGAAGAAUGGUGAACUUCAGAGGAGGCUUCGCCUUGGCAGCACCUUUCCAUGCACGGAGAUGAAGAAUAAGAGUAAAAUGGGCAGGACUUGCUUUCGAAACGUGCAAGUACUUAUACCAGGAGGAGUUGACUUCAAAACUGUCUUUAUCCAGUGCGACUUGGCCCCGAACGGUUCACUCCAUCCCCACGCAUGCGCCACCGAGUUUCGUGAGGACGAUCCUGCGAAACGUCUUGGCAUCAAGCUAAAGUUCAACUUCAAGGUAAGCAAUGAAGAGAAGGAACUUUGGGUAACUCUCGGAGGCGAAUGUAACACGAAGAAGCUGAACUCACUAGUUGACUUUUUGGAGGGCAAGGAUGAGGACUGGACAGAACGGCAACCUCGGCGAUUCCUUGACAGGAAUAAAUUCCGAGGGAGGAUGAAAAUAUCUUAUACAUCUUAA